AGUGAUGCAGAAUUCUUCUGUCCUCAUUUUCACUCACAAGAGCAGAAAAUUCACAUCUCAAGGUCUUACUCCAACAGAGUUUGAAGAAGUUUGAAACUGAUCACAACUGUCUUACAAACAGAGCAAGAACAAGAAUUUUGUGAUGUUUCUCUUCAGAAAGAGCAAAAGAGUGGAACUUCCCACUAAAAGAAGCAGCAAAGCUGUUUCCUUUCUGUCUCCUCACACAACUGCAACUUCUGACCCUGUGCACAUGUCCAUAUUAGGUUCGGGACAACCUAAACAGUUUGCUGCUGACUUGGAUGAUCUGUUGUCAUCAACCUCUAGCUCAAAGAAUAAAGAUCAUCAAGAUGGAGCUGGAGACUUUGCAAGUACAAAGGCGUCCCACUAUCAGACAAAAAAAGGAGCAGCAUUUAAAAGGCUUUUCAAAAGCCAGCGAGUUGUUCACCAACACCAGAUAGUCAGCAAACCUCCACAUGAAUCUGAGUCCAAAUCUGCUGACAAGAAAGGAAAAUCCAGUAGAAGGCUGUUUCAUAAACCAAAAGGUAGAAAGAAGCACAUUAAAUCAGCAGAAAAGGACGGUCAGGAGGCAGAGCAAGAGCUGGAUGCUGAGGCAGAACAAACUAACGUAAAAUCUAUUCAUACUUCUCUUGAACACAGCUCAAUGUGGUCCGAUAUCUUGGACCAAAAUCAAAGGUUUGACCAUAACAUUGUGUCAACUUCCCUCCCAAACACGCUACCUAAUUUUUCUGAUGUUGAGAAGAAUUGUUUUGAUACAGAAAAAAAGGCAAUAAACAGCAUAAAAACUGCCAUUCAGCCCGGCGGAAAAGAUUUAUGUGAGAUGAAACCAGGUGAAACCUUUAAAAAUAUGAAAGAAAAAGCAAAAAAGAGCUCAUUCCAAACAAUGAACUUCCGCCAAGCAGGGAAUACCGUCACGGAGAACAAUUCACCAGGUCCCUUGGAGCAUCACGUGGGAUCUGUGGAAACUGUAAAAGGAAAUGCUGAUACUUCUGGCAGCUACAAUCAGUUUUACAAAUUUAAGAAAAAUGUUUUCUUCUUUGACAUGGAGCCAUCCUUGAAAGAAAACAAACAGCAAAGCAAUGCUGAUCCAGCUUUUGGUGCAGAGAAACUCUACAUUUCUGGAGAUACUUGCACAGAAAGUAUGCCACCAUCUUUUAGGAUCUCGGCUAAAAGCGCAGGAACUGAUCAGCGAUUACAGAACAAACAAGAUGAGACUCAGGAAGGUCCUGAACACAUUUCUUUCAAGACCAUGAAGUCCAUCACUGAGGCCUCAAGUUACUCAGAUUUAUUCCUUAAUCCCCUGGAGUCACUUCGUCAAAUUAUUCCACCCAACCAACCCAGAAGAUCUUUAUCAGAACUGAGCUUUAAACAUUUCUCUGAUAGUUUCGAAAAGAGAGCACACAGGAGUUGUUUAGAGGCCUACCUGAACUCUUGUCUGCGUCAGUGGAGGGAGAUGAAGCAGAAACGUUCGUCAGAGUCAGCCACCGAGAGUCUUAAAGAACCUACCAGCUCCUCUGCAGAGGGUCGGGCAGAGACAGUUACUGAAAGGCUGUCCUCACAACCUGAUGCCCAUCCGACAAAUGUUAGGUCCAUUCGUAGCCGCUUCAAAAGAUUCACAAACGUGGUGCGGAAAAGACUCUCCCAGCUGUCCAAGAUACGCAUCGUUGUGACCAUCUAUCGCUGAUGGAUCUGACUGAGACGAACCAAGGAUCAUUUUUCCACUUUAAAAUAAAAAUUCUCAACUAUUAA
Molecule: messenger RNA, 1767 nt
Organism: Poecilia latipinna (sailfin molly)
Lineage: Eukaryota; Metazoa; Chordata; Actinopteri; Cyprinodontiformes; Poeciliidae
Exons: 5
Coding region: 143-1702 (519 amino acids)
Source: RefSeq, a predicted model, not a curated record